Xenopus tropicalis (tropical clawed frog) is the source of this 2769-nucleotide messenger RNA. RefSeq names its product HAUS augmin like complex subunit 4 (gene haus4). Gene Ontology annotation, cellular component: HAUS complex. Lineage: Eukaryota; Metazoa; Chordata; Amphibia; Anura; Pipidae. The transcript has 9 exons. The record is from RefSeq and is a predicted model, not a curated record. Bases 168 to 1229 code for a protein of 353 amino acids. Gene Ontology annotation, biological process: centrosome cycle; spindle assembly.
CGCUAGAGAGACGUGACACCGCGCACCGGAAGUGACGAACUAGUUUACUGCGCAGCGCCUUGGCGCGUACUUUGACUAAAGCGCUUUGAGUAAUUCUUCUCCCUGUUGUCCCUGUGCUUUUCACUGUUCUGUUUUGCUAUACGAGAGUGAAAUAAAGCCUGAGCAAAAUGGCUCAGACGCUGCAGUACGUAAGCAGCCGACUGUCUAUGUUGCAGUUAGAUGAAGAGGACCUUAGUAGAAAUCCACAGUUUGGCAAACUUCUCAUUGAACUCUGUCAGAUACUGGGGCCCAAUGGUGGCAGUGCCAGCCUAAACCGAGAGCUGGAGGAGACACGCCGUGAGUUGUUGCUGCAGAGGAAAUUGUGGAUGCGGUCAGAAGUGAUCUAUCAACUGGUGCAGGAGAUGCUCCUAGAGUUUCAGGUCAGAAAGCAGGAGGGCUCUUUAACUGAAGAAGAGAGAAAGUUUCAGGAUGGUUUGCAACAAUGCAUGCUAGUUUCUGAGUGCUCUCGGCUGCUUGCAGCUGAUUCGGUGCCACCAUCAGACUCUGCAUCUAUACUUGGGCUUGACAAGCAAGAUCUUCUUAACCUGCUUCCACCAAAUAUGCUUGUUCUCUGGGUUAGAGAUCGUCUACACAAACAGUUGGAAGAGGCUUUGAAAAAGAAGUGUUUCACAUUUCUGUCUUUCCACCAGCCUGAGACAGAUGAGGAAGGCGAUGUCCUUCGUGCAGCAAAAGUUCUACGUUUAGCCAGCACUCUGGAAGAUGAGAAGAGACGCUUACAGAAUGAUCAAGAGAAGCAUCAGGAAAUGCGGGCACUUCUAGAAAAGCAGCAGGAAAUUUAUCCUCAUGUGCUGCUUCGCUGUCUGUCCCUUCUAAGACAAGCUGCCUCUGAACUCCGUCUUAAAGCUCAGUCAGACAUUGAUCGCAUAAAUGCAGAAUAUUUGGAGGCUAAAAGUAAUGCACUGUUUCUAAAACUUAGGAUGGAAGAGUUGCAGGUCCUUACUGACUGUUAUUCCCCAGAGAAGGUUGCAGUCCAUCGGCAAAUAAGGGAUAGCUUGGAGGCUGAAGUGAGGAAGGAGAAGCAGGAGCUGUCAAUGUCCCAGCAGAUUCUUGCUUCCUAUGAAUUCCUUGGUCCAGAGUUUGAAGGGCUAGUUCAAGAAUACACUCGUUUAAAGGAUAAGAUUAAAGACAACCGCUGGAUGCUUCAGGAACUCAGCAAGUCACUGCCGUGAAGACAUCAGCUUUUGAAAAAUGGAUUUCAUUCAUCCUCUAAUGACCAGACCAGACUUAUUAAAAACAGACUAGUAGAUAUGCACCAGAGACUAACUAGAGCUUUUGUUUUGUUAUAAAAUAUUGGCUUCCACCAUAUUUUUCUGUUUAAAGCUGGCGACACACAGGGCAUUUUCCCUAUGUCCAGCUACAUAGUGUCUACUGACAUGGGCAAAUAGCAUUGUUCUGUUUGUUUUGGCUGAUGGCUAAAAUGAGAGGAUAGCUCGCUUCAUAUGCCAGUAUCUUAUCCAUUCAAGUGGCACUCACAAUAAAAUCUUCAUUUUGGAUUGACCAAAUGUGAUCUGGUCAUAUCGCAGGACAGACUUUUGAAACAAUACCUUGAGGUGUCAUACAUGCCCAGUAAGGUUGAUUUUGAACAUAUUGCCCAACUUCCUGCCUAAUAAGGGCUUUCUAUGGCCACCUUGCAGUUUUUGGCCAGUAUGCCAUUGAUAUCAAUUCUGUUAAUAACACUUGGGGGCACAUUCAUGAAACCACAAUUUUUUAUUUUAUUUUUUUUUGAGGAAAAAAAAUUGUAUUUUUUCUAAUUUAUAGAACUUUUUGUUAUGUCCACAAUAUUUUCUUUAAAAUUCCACAACUUUUUCGUGGUUUGCGUUUAUUUCCAUGAAAAAGUCGUAUUUUUCACAACGACUACGAACAUUUCGGAAUUCAUUCAAGCUUUGGUAUCGUGACUAUCUUUUUGCCUGGUUGGAUCUGUAGAGUGCCAUUGAGUGCUAUGGAAGGCUUCCAAAAUCAUGGAUUGAAGGUUUCAAAGCCAAAAAGGUUUUUGCGCCGUUUAUGGAUUGUGCGGAUCCGAAAAUUUCUGGACUUUUGCAUCGCAACCACAAUAUUUCCGUAUGACCAAGAAAAGAAUUUUGGCAACAUUUUCACACAUUAGAAAUUAUUGUGGUUACUCCGAAUUUUUUCCAAUCGUGCAUUUAAUCACCCAAAAUUUGUGGUUUAAUGAAUGGGCCCCCUAGUGUUAAAGGGGUCUUAGCCUGUAAAAAAUGUUUUUGCAAACUAGUGAUCGCUAAUGAUGUAAUUAUUGUAAAUAAACCCUUUAAUUUUGAAGAUGUAAUUAAAGGUAGUGGUUAGUUGCAGGUUCGCAAGUAUAAAAUAUACUGGAUAUUGUAAGACAUCAUAAAUAAAUAGAAUCAAUUUGUAUAUAUUUCUAUAUGCAUCAACUAAUUCUAUUUAGAUUGUAAUUAACUUUAAUUAUAAAAAAAUCCAGCGCACUCAUGGGAAUUGAGACAACUUUUUAAAUUCCGUAAACUGCAUGCAAAUGUUAAGUGAUUGGAGCUGUAUAAGUUAUACAUGCCAAAAACAAAGCCAAUAUCAUUAUUUAUUGUUUUGAUCUAUUGGCCCUAACUAUAGAUAUGGUUAUAUUCAUUAUGUGGAACUGCUUGGUUGGAUUUUCUUGGGAAGAUGUUUCCUGACCAGAGUAAUGAUGCUGCAGGUACAGGCUAUUAUUAAAUGCAGUAUUACCACUUGGGUACUGCUACUGCA